AUGGCUCCCGCUCUCGACGUCUACGACUCCUCGUCCCAAGAGAACCGCGCGGUCGGGGCUCUCGGCAAGACCGUGUCCGGCAAGAAACUCAAGAUCCGGUCGUACCCUCAGUUCAGCUCGCUGGAGGAAGAGCGACUGUAUCGGAAGCAACAUCUGGCUGCGGCGUUCCGGGUCUUUGCGGACAGGGGGUUCGACGAGGGCGUCGCAGGCCAUAUCAGCGUGCGGGAUCCAAUCCUGCGGGAUCAUUUUUGGCUGAACCCGUUGUCGACGCACUUCUCCCAAAUCUGCGUGUCCGAUCUGAUCCUGGUCAACGAGGACGGCGACGUGGUGCUGGGCGAUGAACCCAUCAACGCGGCAGCAUUCGCGAUCCACUCGGAAAUCCACAAGGCGCGACCAGACGUCGACGCGGCAUGCCACGCGCACAGCGUCUACGGCAAGGCGUUUUCCGUCUUCGGGCGUGAACUCGACAUGAUGACGCAGGACGCGCUGCGCUUCUACAAGUCUCACGCCGUCUAUGACAAUUUCGGCGGCGUCGUUCUGGAUCGCGAGGAGGGCAAGCGCAUCGCCAAGGCCCUGGGGAACGGCAAGGCCGUCAUCCUGCAGAACCACGGGCUGCUGACGUGCGCGAAGACGGUCGACGCCGCGGCGUUUUGGUUCCUCAGCCUCGACAAGACGUGCCAUGCGCAGUUGCUGGUGGACGCGGCGAGCGCCGGGUCCGGUCACAAGAAGAUCCUCAUCUCGGACGAAGAGGCCGAGUUCUCGUACGCCCAGGUCGGGACGGAUGAAAAGGGCUGGCUGGCCUUCCAAGGCUACUAUGACGAACAGCUGGCCAAGACGAAUGGGAGUUUCCUGAAAUGA
This is a messenger RNA of Capronia epimyces CBS 606.96, 858 nucleotides long. Its product is annotated as L-fuculose-phosphate aldolase. Gene Ontology annotation, molecular function: actin filament binding. Gene Ontology annotation, cellular component: cytoskeleton. NCBI's taxonomy places the organism in Eukaryota, Fungi, Ascomycota, Eurotiomycetes, Chaetothyriales, Herpotrichiellaceae. The transcript has 2 exons. The record is from RefSeq and is a predicted model, not a curated record. The coding region runs from base 1 to 858 and encodes 285 amino acids.